Messenger RNA from Symbiodinium sp. CCMP2592, 819 nucleotides. NCBI's taxonomy places the organism in Eukaryota, Dinophyceae, Suessiales, Symbiodiniaceae. The record is from the annotation of a GenBank genome assembly.
AUGAGUUCGAUUACUCGGUACUAUGAGGCCUGCUGGGAGUCGUGGCCGGGUACUGCAAGAUGGUGUAUGAGAUUCACUUAUGCGCAAAUUUGGGGAAGCGUGUUUGGACAUCUAUUUUUCCAUGUUGGUCCGCGCCUUUUGAACCCGAACGAGGACGAGAUCGAGCUAUUCCGUACAACUAGCUAUGUUCUCAUUGCGCCCGUAGGACUUCUGGCGCUAUUUCAUAUCGUGGAGUUUUCGAAGCCUCGGCCUCGAAUGCGCGCCCUACUCAUGGCCCGCGUGUCCAUCUUCGAGUUCUGCAUCAAAAUCACGUAUUAUUCCAUGCUCUCCACCGGUACAGAGCUGGCCUGGCAAAACAUGCGUUGCUACGAUGUGCGGCCGAUCUACCUGCCGCGUUGGACGGGAUGGACGUUUGCUAUACCGACUCUUCUUACCAUGAAUUUUUAUCCCAUCUUGGAUGACCGCACCUUUGUGCAGGGGCUGCAGCGCAUCUUCCCGCAGUUAGCAUGUACUGCAGCUUACUGUUGGGCUUGCUUCGUCGGCUGUGUGAUCACGGAUCCCUGGUACGGUUGGUACUUGAACAUCCUGGCGUGCGUGGCCUACUGCGCAAUUAUAGUGGACUGCGUGGUGAUCACGGCAGAGCGUAUCGUGCACACAGACCAGCCCAUUCUCAAGGGCUACAGCAUCAUCGUCAAAGAAUGCGUGUUCAUCAUCUACACUUGCGUUUGGCUGAUGGGCAACUGGGGCUUUGCCAGCUCUUACGCCUGCCAGCGGUUUUACUGUGUCUCUCGGCUUGCAUUCGGAAGCCCUGUACCUUGA